Molecule: messenger RNA, 918 nt
Organism: Penaeus chinensis
Lineage: Eukaryota; Metazoa; Arthropoda; Malacostraca; Decapoda; Penaeidae
Product: ventral anterior homeobox 1b-like
Exons: 3
Coding region: 1-918 (305 amino acids)
Biological process (GO): regulation of DNA-templated transcription; brain development; neuron differentiation
Molecular function (GO): DNA-binding transcription factor activity, RNA polymerase II-specific; DNA binding
Source: RefSeq, a predicted model, not a curated record
AUGCAUUAUUCUGAAGACGCCAACGGGCAGGUGAGAGAGCUGGUCUUCCCGAAGGGCCUGGACCUGGACCGCCCGAAGCGUGCCCGGACCACCUUCAGCAGCGAGCAGUUGGCUUCCUUGGAGAGGGAAUUCCGCCGCAACCAGUACCUGGUGGGGCGCGAGAGGUCCCUCCUCGCGGCACGACUCGGCCUCUCCGAGACGCAGGUGAAGGUGUGGUACCAGAACCGCCGCACCAAGCACAAGCGGGACCGCGAGAGGGAGCACGAGACUCCCACCCCCACCCUCACGCCCAUCCCUCGGACCAUUCUCCCGCCCGUGCCCCUCACGCCGCCCACAAUCCUUCCGCCCACCACCACCCCCCUCUUCACCUUUCCUCCCACGUCCACUACCUCGGCUCUGCCUGUCACUACCUCGGGGCUCCAUAUUGCCGCGCCCACGCCCGCACUCACACCCAAAGCUUCCAUAUCCUCGCCUUCGCUGGCCGGCUUGACGCCCGCUGCUCCAACGACGUCUGCUAUGACCUGCUAUAGCAGCAGCGAGGUCCGUCAGCUUGCGUCCGGAGGCUUGGGUCUUCGGGUACACGACGUCAGCGCCGAACAGGAGGGACGUGCGGGGCGCACCUCGCCUCCGGUGGGAGCAAAGCCUCCCUCGCCGCACCUACAGCGGGCCCCCAUGGGCGGGCUGGACUACCACAUGGGAGGCACUUUGGGCAGGGAGAAGGUCGAACUAGGAAGCCAAGCAGCUCAGGCUCUCGAGAUGUCCUUCUCGAAGAGUUUGCCGACACUUCUCGGUUCCUUCCAUUCCGUCUCGCCCUCCGUGCCGCCCUCGGCCUUCCGCCCGCUCUUUCCCCGCCCUCUCCAUCCUCUCGCCUUGCAGCACCCCGCCCUCCCGCGCCCGCACUCCACUUGGCUUCCGUGA